Molecule: messenger RNA, 2070 nt
Organism: Oryza sativa Japonica Group (Japanese rice)
Lineage: Eukaryota; Viridiplantae; Streptophyta; Magnoliopsida; Poales; Poaceae
Product: aspartokinase 2, chloroplastic
Biological process (GO): L-homoserine biosynthetic process
Cellular component (GO): cytosol; chloroplast stroma
Molecular function (GO): aspartate kinase activity
Source: RefSeq, a predicted model, not a curated record
UCACGCUACCCAGUACAGUGAGCUCCCCUCUCCCUCUCUCACUCUACCAAACUGCAGAGGAGAGGAGAAUGGCGAUCGCUCUCCGAUUAGCGGCCGCGCCGCUCCGCCUCCGCCUCGUCUCGCCGGCCCCUCCGGCGAUCGGCGGCGCGGGAGAUGGAGGACGACGAGGAGGAGGAGGAGCAGCUCGUAUCGGUGUCCUGGGCAGGGCUCGCUGCCGCCGCCGCCGCGGCGGAGGCGGGAGACUGGAGGUGGCGGCGGCGGCCGCCGAUGACUCCGCUCGCUGUCGGGCCAAGGGAGUGGGCGCCGCCGCCGCCGCGGCGGAAACCCUAGGUGGGAUCGGGGUGGGAGGUGGGGACCAGCUGAGCGUGGUGAUGAAGUUCGGGGGGUCGUCGGUGUCGUCGGCGGCGAGGAUGCGGGAGGUGGCGGGCCUCAUCCUCGCCUUCCCCGAGGAGCGCCCCGUCGUCGUCCUCUCCGCCAUGGGGAAGACCACCAAUCUCCUCCUCCUCGCUGGUGAGAAGGCAGUGGGAUGCGGCGUGAUCCGUGUUUCGGAAAUUGAAGAGUGGAAUUUGAUCAAAGAUCUACACAUUAAAACUGUGGAGGAACUUGCACUGCCAAGAUCUGUAAUACACACUAUGCUGGAUGAACUGGAGCAGCUCUUGAAAGGUAUUGCAAUGAUGAAAGAGCUGACACUUCGGACCACUGACUACCUUGUUUCAUUUGGGGAGUGCAUGUCUACACGGAUUUUUGCUGCUUAUUUGAACAAAAUCGGAGUAAAAGCACGGCAGUACGACGCAUUUGAUAUUGGUUUCAUAACAACAGACGAUUUCGGAAACGCGGACAUCUUGGAGGCAACUUAUCCUGCUGUUGCGAAGAGAUUACAUGGAGACUGGAUUCGUGAUCCAGCGAUACCUAUUGUUACUGGGUUCCUUGGGAAGGGCUGGAAAUCAGGCGCUGUAACCACUUUAGGCCGAGGUGGCAGUGACUUGACUGCUACAACCAUUGGUAAAGCCCUGGGGUUGAGAGAAAUUCAGGUAUGGAAAGAUGUUGAUGGUGUACUGACCUGUGAUCCAAAUAUCUACCCGAAUGCAACCACUGUGCCAUACUUAACAUUUGAAGAGGCAGCAGAACUUGCUUAUUUUGGUGCCCAGGUAUUACAUCCACAAUCUAUGAGACCUGCUAGAGAAGGUGAUAUACCAGUCAGGGUUAAGAAUUCGUACAACCCUAAAGCUCCAGGCACCCUGAUCACUAAACAAAGAGAGAUGGAUAAGGUUGUGCUAACUAGCAUAGUGCUCAAGUCAAAUGUCACUAUGUUGGAUAUAGUAAGCACUCGGAUGCUUGGUCAAUUUGGUUUUCUGGCAAAGGUCUUCUCUAUAUUCGAAGAUCUAGGGAUAUCUGUAGAUUGUGUGGCUACUAGUGAAGUUAGUAUUUCUGUGUCGCUUGAUCCAUCAAAGAUCUGGAGCAGGGAACUUAUUCAACAGGAACUUGACCAUGUAGUUGAAGAGCUUGAGAAAAUUGCAGUUGUCCAUCUACUUCAGCAGAGGGCAAUAAUAUCACUCAUUGGAAACGUACGGCGAUCAUCUCUUAUACUGGAAAAGGCCUUUCAAGUGUUGAGGAAAAGCGGGGUGAAUGUCCAGAUGAUCUCGCAAGGUGCAUCCAAGGUUAACAUGUCUCUGAUUGUUCAUGAUAGCGAGGCAAAGCAGUGCAUAAAGGCCCUCCACCAGGCGUUCUUCGAGGACGAUGUCCUGACAGAAGUCGAGGAAGAAGCCCUUCACAUGAGCUGAUCAGCUUAGUCCGUACAACCCCAGAAAAACAAAUAUUGCAACCUGGAGCAGGUUUUCUAGCAUCGCCUCCAGUUAUUUUUUCACUCGUAUGACCAGCAUUCGAUGCGUUGUUUCCUCGCUAGUUCAGGUGGUUUAGUUUGACAUUUGGUAGCUCGAUCUGUUUUUUACCAGGAUGCAAAACGACUGGAGCAUGCGUCACAAGUUCCUCGCUUGAAUGUGCUUUCACUUUGGAUCUAAAGUGCCUUAAAAGUAUUAAAAAAACUUGAUCUAAAGUCUUAGUUUGCGUUCU